GAACGGGACGGUGUUGCUGUCAUUGACGAGUGUUUUCUUUUCGCGAUACUGUGUGUGCUCACCCGAUGGUAAAUGCAAGAAGCCUAGAAAAGAGAACAAAAUCCUGCAUCUAUUUGAUCCACUUCUACUCGCUUAACCCGAUUUUCCACCCGCCCACCCGGGAAGGCAGUGCCGAAGCCAGCCACAGCGAGAGAGCUUAAACCGUGUGCACACACAGCACAGAGCGCUGGCGAACCACUUCCACGGGUGUAGUUUUCCAAAUUUCCAGCUUCACAGGUCACUUGGAGUGUGCGUGUGUGCAUAGUGUAUGUGUGUGCUCGCGUGUGUUAUUUUUUGUUAGUGGGUUGCACUUCACGUUCGUAGAGUGUCCGGUUCCUUUUUUUCCGGAACGUCUUCCAACACACACACCCUGCUUAGAGAGAGUGAGUGAGAUACAGGGACGGAGAGAGCGAGUGAGUGAGAGUAGCGAGUUGCGGAAAACAGAUUGUACGACGGAAGCGGUGCCAGCAGCAGCAACAAAUGACCGACAGCAGUGCGGUGGAUCGUGUGUGAAUAUCAUCGUGUGUGCACGAAUUUCAAAUUAUCGUAGAAGCGAAAAAAAGGGCUGCUGCAUAGAGCAGCAUAGAGAGCUCGGGUGUACGUGCGUGUGCGACUUGUGUGAGUGUGUGUGCCCAGCGCUAUCACGGCUGAUCGUGGGAAGAAAAGCAGUAUUCGCCAGGGGAAAGACGCCCAAGAAAGAAGCAAGAGGAGCGUGCGUAUGUGUGUGCAAAUGUAUUGGCGAGAGCAUCACACAUAGUGCUAUAAUCGAUUUGAUGUGUUCGGUGUGAUUGUUUGUUGGGAGAGGGUGGCCGCCGUAUUCACGCCCAACGACGUUCGAAUACCCGGUACGGUUUGCCGUCGUCCGGCACAAAGUGCAAUAGUGCGAUCGAUCGAUGUAAAGUGUGUGCGUUUGUGUCCCGGUCGAAGAAGUGCUUCCAAAGCUAGCAGCAGCGCACCAACAGCAGCAGCAGCAUGCCGAACACGGACAAAUGACGGUCACGAAGAGGCAAGCAAAAUAACUCAACUGCUGCACUAGGAGUAGUGGUCGUAGUAGGCGCAUAAUCGUUUUUCAUCGGCAGCCCGUUGUUUUUAUGUUGUAACCCCGUUGCCAAACCGCAGCAUCAAUCAUAGUAGUCAGCGGCCCUUUCCUCUGGAUCACACAAUCACAGGGUGAUAAAUACAACACCACCACCACACCCGGGGUCCGAGCAAAAAGCGGAGAAAAGCGGGGGGAGAAACAAGCUACGAAGAAGAUGACACUGAACGAUGAGAAUGGGGCCAGCGGCAAUAAUGUUGCUGUCACGGCAGCAGCAGCAGCAACUGGAACGGGACUGUCAACGACGACGACGACGGGAACCGGAUCAGACCGGCCGGGCGCGCAGGUUGGUGUGGCAGGCGGUGGCACAACCGGCACAAAUAAUGGGGGCAAUGGAAUGAGCAGCAGCAACAACAACAACAAUAUCAAUAACAACACCGGCAGCACGGUCCCAAACGGUGCGGCAGCGGCUACUACGACGACGUCACUAAGCAACAGCACCAACAACAACAACAACAACAACAUUAGUAUUACGAACGGCACGGGACAGAAUGGGAAGCAGCCGGUGGGAUCCGGUAGUCUGGAGAAGCGACCGAGCGGCAGCACCGCCACGACCAACAGCAGCGGAACCGGCCGGUACAUCAUCCCGAAGUACUACGAGAUCGAAACGUUGCCACCGCUGAAGGAUGCGGACCCGUCCGAGCGGGAGGAACUGUUCAUCCAGAAGCUGCAGCAGUGUUGCGUCCUGUUCGACUUUUCCGAACCGCUGAACGAUCUCAAGUACAAGGAGAUCAAGCGCUGUGCGCUGCAGGAAAUUGUCGAGCAUCUGAACAACCAGAGCAACGUGAUUACGGAAGCGAUCUACCCGGAAGCGUUCAAUAUGGUCGCGAUCAAUCUGUUCCGCACGUUGCCCCCGUCGUCCAACCCGAACGGGGCCGAAUUCGAUCCGGAAGAGGAUGAACCGACGCUGGAGGUUUCCUGGCCACACCUGCAGUUUGUGUACGAGCUGUUCCUGCGCUUUCUAGAGUCACCCGACUUCCAGCCGAACGUAGCGAAGCGGUACAUCGACCACAGCUUCAUCCUGAACCUGCUCGAGCUGUUCGAUUCGGAGGAUCCGCGCGAGCGCGAUUUCCUCAAAACGGUACUGCACCGGGUGUACGGGAAGUUUCUCGGCCUGCGUGCCUUCAUCCGCAAGCAGAUCAACAACAUCUUCUACAAGUUUAUCUACGAAACGGAGCACCACAACGGGAUUGCCGAGCUGCUCGAAAUCCUCGGCAGCAUCAUCAACGGGUUUGCCUUACCGCUGAAGGAGGAGCACAAGCAGUUUCUGCUGAAGGUGCUGCUGCCCCUGCACAAGGUGAAAAGCUUGUCCGUCUACCAUCCGCAGCUGGCGUACUGUGUGGUACAGUUUCUCGAGAAGGACGCCAGCCUAACGCAGCCCGUCAUCAAGUGCUUGCUAAAGUUUUGGCCCAAAACGCACAGCCCGAAGGAGGUGAUGUUUCUGAACGAGUUCGAGGAAAUACUGGACGUGAUCGAGCCGGCCGAGUUCCAGAAGGUGAUGGAACCGCUGUUCCGCCAGAUCGCCAAGUGUGUGUCGAGCCCGCACUUUCAGGUGGCGGAACGGGCGCUCUACUACUGGAACAACGACUACAUCAUGUCGCUGAUAUCGGAAAACUCCAAAGUCAUCAUGCCGAUCAUGUUUCCGGCGCUGUACAGCAACAGCAAAUCGCACUGGAACAAAACGAUCCACGGGCUGAUCUACAACGCGAUCAAGCUGUUCAUGGAGAUGAACCAGCUGCUGUUCGACGAGUGUCACCGGAAGUACCAGGCCGAGCAGGAAACGGAGCAGGAGAAGCUGGCGCAGCGGGACGCACUCUGGCAGCAGAUGGAAGAUUUGGCCGCCCGGAACAGUAAGUUAUCGCUGUACGAUCAUCAUCACGAGGCGAGUAGUGCGGCGAGCCGAUCGGCCGGCAGCAGCAGCAGCAGCAGCAGCUUUAACCAUCAGAGGCAGAUGAACGGGCUGAUGAUGAUGGGGGACGGGAAUGGGGGGAGCAGUAGUGGCAGUGGUACGGGACCAACCGGUGCCGCCGGUGGCGUGUACGAUCGGCGAACGACGAUGAUGCAGCACGGUAGCACUUAAGCACGCGCCUGCCACCAAGUGGCGUAGUAGUAGCAAAGAUGAUCCUGGGGGAUCGUCUGCAUCCUGAAAACCACCUUCCAUUUCUUUCCUUAAAACAAACCCGCUACAAAUAUAUACUUUCAGGAUGGAGAAGAAUCGCGCGUAACCUUACGGAACAAGUGCUACUUGAUGAAACGCUUCCGCGAGCAAAGGGAAAAAAAGCGUUAAAUUGUUGAAGCAAAUGGUGGUGACAUGAAAAACGGAAUCCGGAAAUGUUGUACAUACAGGAACUAAGGUCAGGAAAACAAAGAAAAAAAAAACAUUUGCCAGGACAGUUAGCUUAACAAAUCCUCCCCCCCCCCCCCCCCAAACAUAAAGACUUUUUGUUUCUCAUUCUUUAAGGAUGGUUUCUACUAAAAGGAAAUAAAAACAAAACCGGGGGAACAAAACAGAGUUCUCGCGCGCGCACACGCACACAUACAUAGUAGCGAUCGGGUUUAUAGAAUGUUAGCAUAUCGUGUAGUUUGGUUUUGUUUCUUCUUCUAAAACUACCGCUAAUGUAUGCAUCGGAAGAGAAGGAGACCUAAUUUUGGAGAGACGGCGAUGUGUGACGAUGAGGGGGUUAAAUGUUCAACAACUGUUCCGAAAACAUUUUAACUUAGCUAGGCAGCUAACAAAACGAAAGAAGAAUACAGAAGAAUAUGUCUUCAAGCACUUCUUGAGGCCUGAGAGAUAAGAUGUCAAUCGUAAUGGGAUCGUAGGAAGGGUUUGCAGGAUGUCAACCCUGUCGGCGCAAUGGAAACCAUAUGCCGUAUGCUGCCCUUUUGAACAUGUAGUCUCAGGAUCUUCCUAUCAGUUGGAUUGUGUCUAUCUUCUCCUGCUCUGACAAUGCCCCCUUAUGUCCUGGCUCGUUUGGACGAAUGCUCUCUGUCGUUUGCAUUAAAAUCGUUGAAGGACACUAAAAGGACUCUAGGUCGGCACGUUUCGUGAGAUCGAGUGGUGGAGAUCUGGCGCAGUGAGAAGGUUGUUAGCUAGAAACAGGAAGAUGUAUGUCAGGUUCUCUGGACGGUGCUUGAAGGUACUUCAAAUGAUCGCGAUUCGUCAUUACGGUCAGUCUUUCUGUCCUUAACCCAAUGCAUACAUUACAAUCUUCCUUCUCAUUUAUUCUAAAAUUAUUCGAAACCACGUAUUCCUUUGACCACGAAAAGAGAGAGAGAGAAAAAAGCCGCCUCAUCCGGUGCCGUCUGAGCAUUGAUUCGUUUUGAUAUUAUGGAUGGGAGAGAGUUGUGGGAUCCACACCGGUAUUAUUUUAGCAGCAGGCAAAGAUUACAUAUUAAGGGCUGUCCCUGCAGGAGAACUGAGCACAGCGGUUGAGGAACAAGGUAAAGCGAGCAUACUGGGAAUACUGCUCGUCGAUAGGAGAUUCCAGCAACAGAAGCAGAACAGGACAGGACAGGACAGUAUGUGAGAAGACCGGUCGGUCGGUGUAUUUAUAUAUUUUAUCGAACAACUAACUCUCAUGGCAUGUGCGUAAAUAUGUGUAUAGUUUUGUGUAGGUUUACUUUAUACCUUUCCUUUCCCCCCUUUUUUUUCUCUACAUCUCUCUUCCACUUUCCCUUGUUGCCUUCGAACGUCUCUCUUGGCUGUCUCCACGCGUCUUUUGCCCCAUCCCCAUCAAGGGUAUCAAAGGACUGAAGGGGGGGUUGAUGCGUAUGGGUAAGGGGUGUAGUGUGGCCAGCUACACUUUGCACUCACUCUGCUUUGGGGACUGAGGGGUUGCUGCAGGGUGGAUACUUAGGAGACUAAGCGCCUAAGCAAGGGGUAACAAUAAUGAUUGCGAACUUGAAAUGAAGAGGAGCGCACACACACACACACAGCUAGGAAUAUAUACAAACCUACACACACCAUACACACACACAAACACAGCUAAGCCGAUAGAAGAGAUACACCCGGGGUACACCAAUUCCAGUAGUUGCAUAAGAUGAGAGCGUAGCGGGGGUAGCUUAAAGGAAAAAACACAACCGAAAUAGAUGGAGGAACCCUGCAAAUGAGAGGCGGGGGGGUGGGGGGGUGGAAGGGUUAAGGUACUGAGCAAAACCCCCACAUCAUACACCCACAAAGUAAAGAAGCGCAUAUAAAAGUUAAACGCAGGGCUUAUAUAGGAAGGUACAUUGGUAUAAUCGGGGGAGGGUGUAUGAAUGUGUGUAUGAUGAUGAUGAGUAGUAGAAGGAAACAAAAAAUCAAACUUUGUGCGAAGGCAAAUAACGAGAUGUAAAACCAGAAAGGGAAGAAGAGAAGUGGGAAAAGGACUCUAGAAAUACGCUAAAUGUUACAAUUUACUGCAAGCAACUACAGAAAAAAAAGGGAAGCUUAUGAUGUUGAACAGCCGUAAAACUAAAGAAGAAAAACAAAACAAAACAGAAAAACACACACACACACAAUUGUUGUAAAGAAAGGCGUUAUUGGUGAAGAAAAUGGAAAAGAAAAGAAAGAGAGAGAGAGAGAAAGAAUGUGUAAUCAAAGUAAGCGGGCGGCAAAGCAUAACUGUUAGCAUUUUACACUAAUAAGGAGAGAAGAUAAAAGAAGAAGAAAACACACACACACACACACUAAUAAAAAGCAACACACAACAGUAUGAAGUAUGGAGGAAAA
Anopheles stephensi (Asian malaria mosquito) is the source of this 5846-nucleotide messenger RNA. Its product is annotated as serine/threonine-protein phosphatase 2A 56 kDa regulatory subunit gamma isoform-like. NCBI's taxonomy places the organism in Eukaryota, Metazoa, Arthropoda, Insecta, Diptera, Culicidae. Gene Ontology annotation, molecular function: protein phosphatase activator activity. Bases 1293 to 3215 code for a protein of 640 amino acids. The record is from RefSeq and is a predicted model, not a curated record. Gene Ontology annotation, cellular component: nucleus; protein phosphatase type 2A complex; cytosol. Gene Ontology annotation, biological process: protein dephosphorylation; signal transduction. The transcript has 2 exons.